GCCUCCGGGCCGCCCCCCGCAUGCCCGUGCCCAGGGCGCCGCGGGGCCGGGCCGGGCCCGCUUCCUGUGCGUGUCACUCACUCAGCGGGGGAGGGGAAGCGCCGAGCAGGCGGCGGCGGUUCCUCCGCGGGCGGCGGAUCCUGCGCUAGCGGUGGCACUGGUCCGGGAAACUACUUGCUGGCAAUACCCCGGCCACCGGCAGUUUGCGGCCUGAGGCGCCGGCCCGAAGGGGCGCGGCAGUGCUGCCCAGCUGCGGGAGGCCCCGGCACCGCCGGGCCUGGGCCCUCGCGUCCCGCGGGAGGCGGCCAUGUCUACCGGUGAGGUGGAGCAGCUGUCGGCGGACCUCAGCGGGGCCGCCGGAGACGAGGAGGAGGAGUGGCUCUAUGGCGAUGAAAAUGAAGCAGAGAGACCAGAGGAAGAAAAAGCUAGUGCUCCACCCCCACCUGGAAAUGAAGAGGAAGCUGCAGAAAAUGGCGUUGUGAAAACGAAAGUGGCAGAGGCUGAGGAUGACAGUGAUAGUGAUAGUGAUGAUGAUGAAGAUGAUGUUCAAGUCACCAUAGGGGAUAUUAAAACAGGAGCUGCACAGUAUAGUUAUGGAGCGGCACCUGUGAAUCUCAACAUUAAGACAGGAGGACGAGCUUUUGGAUCUUCUGGUGCAAAAGUUAAAGGAGUGGAUCUAGAUGCACCAGGCAAUAUUAAUGGUGUGCCACUUCUAGAAGUAGAUUUAGAUUCUUUUGAAGAUAAACCUUGGAGGAAGCCAGGGGCUGAUCUCUCUGAUUAUUUCAACUAUGGGUUCAAUGAAGAUACCUGGAAAGCUUACUGUGAAAAACAAAAGAGAAUACGGAUGGGUCUUGAAAUUUUACCAGUUACCUCAACUACAAAUAAAAUUACGGCUGAAGACAAUGCUAUGGAAGUAAGACCAAGUGCAGAGAUUCACGAUGGCAGAUACCAUCUUUUUAAGGUACAGCAAGGCAGAACUGGAAAUUUGGAGAAAGAGUUGGCAGUGCAAUCGACCAAAGCUGAUUUCACAUCUCCUCCUCCCUUAUUCAAAUCAGGAAUUCCAACAAACAGGCGAUUACCGGGAACGAUAGAUGUGAUUGGACAGACAAUCACUAUCAGCAGGGUGGAAGGACGACGGCGAGCUAAUGAAAACAGCAAUAUACAGGUUCUUUCAGAACGAUCUAAUCCUGAAGUAGACAAUUUUACCAAGCCACCUCCAUUUUUCCCUCCAGGAGCUCCACCCACCCACCUUCCACCACCUCCUUUCCUCCCACCCCCUCCAACUGUCAGUACUGCUCCACCUCUAAUUCCCCCACCAGGUAUACCAAUAACAGUGCCACCACCAGGCUUUCCACCACCGCCUGGCGGUCCUCCACCUGCCCUCAUACCCACAAUAGAAAGUGGCCAUUCUUCUGGCUAUGAUGGUCGUUCUGUUCGUGCAUUUUCAUAUGGCAGUGUCACCUUUCCGCACCUUGCAGGUUCUGCUCCUUCAUGGUCUAGUCUUAUGGACACCAGCAAACAGUGGGAUUACUAUGCUCGGAGAGAGAAGGAUAGGGAACGUGAGAGAGAACGAUCCCGAGACCGAGAUCGCGACCGGGACCGGGACCGAGACAGAGACCGAGAACGAGAACGUACCAGAGACAGGGAAAGGGACCGUGAUCACAGUCCAACUCCAAGUGUGUUCAACAGUGAUGAAGAACGAUACCGAUACCGAGACUAUGCAGAAAGAAGCUACGACCGCCAUAGAACAAGUAGAGAGAAAGAAGACCGACACAGAGACAGGAGGCACAGAGAGAAAGAAGACACUAGGCACAAGUCAUCUCGAAGUAACAGCAGACGUCGUCACGACAGUGAGGAAGGGGAUAGCCACAGAAGGCACAAACACAAAAAAUCCAAAAGAAGCAAAGAAGGAAAGGAAGCCAGCGGUGAACCUGCUCCUGAACAGGAAAACACUGAAGCUGCCCCUGUGGAAUAGGCUUUUCUUUGAGCAUCCUUGCCAAGCAGACGUGCAUCAUUCCUGACGUGUUUCUACCGUUGACAGCAAGGAGAAUGUCACCACAUCUGAAAAACAAAAGGCAAAGAUGAGAGAAAAAUUAAACUGAGUAUUUCUGUUUCUUUACUGGCUAACUACUUUUCCUAAAUAAGGGAAUAAA
Molecule: messenger RNA, 2153 nt
Organism: Colius striatus (speckled mousebird)
Lineage: Eukaryota; Metazoa; Chordata; Aves; Coliiformes; Coliidae
Gene: FIP1L1
Product: factor interacting with PAPOLA and CPSF1
Exons: 18
Coding region: 308-1975 (555 amino acids)
Cellular component (GO): mRNA cleavage and polyadenylation specificity factor complex
Molecular function (GO): RNA binding
Source: RefSeq, a predicted model, not a curated record